Messenger RNA from Theobroma umbraticum, 495 nucleotides. RefSeq names its product transcription factor bHLH168. NCBI's taxonomy places the organism in Eukaryota, Viridiplantae, Streptophyta, Magnoliopsida, Malvales, Malvaceae. Gene Ontology annotation, biological process: regulation of transcription by RNA polymerase II. The record is from RefSeq and is a predicted model, not a curated record. Gene Ontology annotation, molecular function: protein dimerization activity; RNA polymerase II transcription regulatory region sequence-specific DNA binding; DNA-binding transcription factor activity, RNA polymerase II-specific. Gene Ontology annotation, cellular component: RNA polymerase II transcription regulator complex.
AUGGAGAAUGGCGCUGGAUCAUCAAGAAUCAAUCGAUGUUUGAUUGAGAGAGAGCGAAGGCGGAACAUGAAAACUCUCUAUUCCAACCUAUUUGCUCUCCUUCCUCCCCAACCAAGCAAGAUGUCGGUUCCUGAGCUGGUGGACCAAGCUACCGCGUAUGUCAAGCACUUGCAAAAGAAACUGGAGAAAUACAAGCAAAUGAAGGUGCAAUUGGAAGACAAGCGCCCAACAGCUCAUACAAUGAGACCUCCAGUUCUUAAUAUAAGAGAUUUGGGUUCCAAUUUGGAAGUACAUUUGAUCACAGGGUUGAAUAUGGAGUUUGCAUUAUCUGAUUUUAUCAGUAUUCUUCAGGAAGAAGGAGCUGAAAUUGUAAGUGCAACUUGCCAUCAUACAGGAGAUAGGGCAAUCUAUACAAUUCUCUCUCAGGCUAUCUAUCCUAGAAUUGGAAUUGCAACUUCAAGCGUGCAUGAGAGGUUGACGAGUCUAAUAUGUUGA